AUGAAUCUGAAUAGACUUCGACAUGCAGCGAUUUGUCUCCUUCGAAACAGUCGUCUUUACAAACAUUACGCUAUCUUCCAUACGGACAAGCUUUACAUUCCCUUGUCUAUAAAGCGACUCCUUUGUACAGAAACAACUACGGAUCCGCAACAUACAAAACGCAUUCCCAAUUUGUGCCGUGCAAACGUACAGACUUCGAACGACAAAUGCCACACGCCUGCAAACGACGAUGUUCUAAGAGUCAUGUUUGACGAUCAAAGGGCUUGGGAAAAGUUUUCAAGACACAAGUCCUUUUUUGACUCGCGAACUUCUUCUGGACUAUUUCGGAAUCAGGAUCUUGUAACUCCUACUGGUUUCGAAGUAGCCGCUCAGAAGGCAUUGCGCAGAGCGGAGCUGCUCGUCCAGAGAAUAACUACUGCCGAAACUAAAGACGAGUUGAGAAAGGUCGUAAAGAAUCUAGAUCGUGCUAGUGAUAUACUUUGUUCUGUCAUCGAUCUUGCUGAAUUCGUAAGAACAGCGCACCCAGAUCAGAGCUAUGUCAGAGCCGCCACUUGGGCUUAUGAGUACCUAUACUCGUACAUGAACACUCUCAAUACCAACACUGAUUUAUACAAGGCUCUUAAACGCGUUCUCUCAACGCCCUCAAUAGCACAUGAUUUUUCACCACAAGAACUCCAAGUCGCUACUAUUUUUCUUCGCGAUUUUGAGAAAUCAGGCAUUCAUUUGCCAGAGAACGAUCGACAACGGUUUGUUAAAUUAUCUGAUAAAAUAAUAGCGCUCGGUCGACAGUUUACACAGACACCUCCUGUUAGAGCUGUUAAGCAGAUUGAAGUGUCACCUGCAUCUAGCUUGGAAGGAUUGAAUCCUGGGUAUGUAAAGGACGUUACUAGAGAGGGUGAACAAGUGGCCGUUAUAUCGACUAAUCAAUGGGAGGCGCAGAUGGUGAUGAAGUAUUGUAGGAAUGAAGAGGUGAGGAAACAGAUGUACUUGGCCGUCAACUCGGCGAAACGAGAACAGGUUGAAGUAUUGGAGGAUCUCUUGAGAACUAGAGCGGAAUUAGCAAAUUUAGUCGGGAUGGAUAGUUAUGGUCAUAUGUUUCUCGUGGACAAGAUGGCAAGGGCUCCAGAACACGUACAAACAUUUCUUCACACGCUCGCUGAUCAACACAAACCGAAAGCUCUUGCAGAUCUGAAACUUCUCCAGGAAGCCAAACGAAGGCAUAUCGGAAGCAACGACUCCACCCUACCAACUGUCAAUGCAUGGGAUCGUGAUUUUUAUAUUGAUUCCGUCGUCUCCAUCUCAUCCAACCAACGAUCGACACCGAUAUCCCCCUAUUUCUCUGUUGGUUCUGUGAUUCAGGGUCUCUCCCGACUGUUUUCGCACUUGUUUGGAAUUUCUUUUCAGCCGGCAGAAAUUUUACCUGGCGAAGUGUGGCAUGAGGACGUUCGCAAGCUUGAUGUCAUUGAUGAAAAAGAGGGCAAAAUUGGUGUUAUCUAUUGUGACCUGUUUAGUCGACAGGGCAAAAUUCCCAAUGCGGCCCACUAUACGGUGCGUUGCUCACGGCGUGUUGACGACGACGAUGUUGAGGGGGACAUACCUUCCGGAGCCGAUCGUAACGAAGUUGGCGAGUUGGCGGAAGGGGAUAAAGGUGUCAUUAUUCACGGAAAGCCCGGAAAGUACCAAAUACCAAUAAUAGCUUUAAUGUGCGAUUUCUCAAGGACGGGUAAUAAAGAUGGGCCGGCAUUACUUAACUUGAUUGAAGUAGAGACAUUGUUUCAUGAGAUGGGUCAUGCGAUGCAUUCAAUGAUUGGAAGGACAGAUUUUCACAGUGUUUCAGGUACUCGAUGCUCCACUGAUUUUGUUGAAAUACCUUCGAUUCUUAUGGAACAUUUUGUGUAUUCGCCCGAGGUGCUCAAACUGUUUGCUAAACACUACGAAACGCGUGAAGACCUUCCUAUUGACCUAAUUCAGUCUCACGCAACGGCCAGAUCUACUUUUUCCGCUAUAGAAACACAAUCUCAAAUUCUUAUGGCUCUUCUCGAUCAAAUCUAUCAUUCGCCUCUCCUUGCUUCCACGUCUUUUGAUACUACAACUACUUUAGCUAAACUGCAAGAUACAAUCGGACCGUUUCCUUCGACGCAAGGGACAGCAUGGCAAAUACAGUUUGGACAUUUAUUUGGCUAUGGUGCCGGAUAUUAUAGCUACCUGUUUGGAAGGGUGCUUGCCGGUAAAAUAUGGAAAGUAUUAUUUCAGGAUAAUCCUUUGAGUAGAGAAGCAGGGAUGAAAUUCAAGGAGGAAAUAUUGAAAUGGGGCGGAAGUAGAGACCCAUGGGUAUGCGUGGGUGAAGCAUUGGGAGAUGAGAGAUUAAUGGCUGGCGACACACAGUCUAUGGUUGUAGUUGGUGAAUGGGUUGACUCCUUGUAA
Messenger RNA from Paraglomus occultum, 2424 nucleotides. The record is from the annotation of a GenBank genome assembly. NCBI's taxonomy places the organism in Eukaryota, Fungi, Glomeromycota, Glomeromycetes, Paraglomerales, Paraglomeraceae.